UCGCUAUACGAAACUUUAAAGUCUGCUACCGACAAUAUCGACGUACUCGAGGGAAAAUGUAAGCAAACGCACCCUCUCUUCCCCCAUUUGACAACUUUGUGUACUGAAUAAUGCUGGUGUUAUUUCCUCCCCUUGUAUCAGCCAUGUUGCCAAUAUGGCUCAGGUCGCAGUCUUUUUGGUCCACAAGGUCUUGUAUGGCAUCAUUCCUCUCUUUGAGAUUCAAACCUGCGCGUAUUUUCCCCUCCUCGUCUCACUAUGGCACUUGAAUUACAUGUUAUUCUACGUUGUCAUGUUCAUGCGACUCAUUAUUCUGGAACCUGAUUUCCAUUCACGAUGGAUCAAGGUAGUCGGUGUUUUGCUGAUUUUGCUCCGGUUUUCAGUAUGGCCGUUUGAACUUGCCUAUGUUCCGCUUCAAGCUCGAUUAAUGAAGCAGCCGGUGAUACAAGGCGGAACAUGUUGGGCCGAAUGGGGCAAUGGUGUCAGCAUCCUCAGCUUUAUUAGCGACAUUUUAGCUAAUCUAUUUUUGAGUGGCAUGUUUGUUCGAAGGUUGAAUCUACAUAUCCGAACGUCGAAAAAAGUCAUGAGCCGACAAAACCGCGUCAUUGAACACAUUGCUCGUAAAUCACUUUGGUGUCUUAUUCUGACAUUUAUUGUCAACUUGGCCAUGAAUUUACUCAAAGUUACUGUGUUUCUGGGUAACAGAUCUGAUGCAUUUACUGUUUACUUUUCAUUGUUUGAGUCUACGUUACUCGUUGAAGCCUUACGCGUCGAUUAUACACGAUUGUCCAACCAAGCGUUCUGCGAACACUGUGGCAUGGCAGUUCGACUGCCCAGCGACGAUCACAAACAUCGAUCGCCACCGCAUGAUCAUAAUCACAAUAAUGACUAUUUAAACGUUUCGCUCAAAAUACCAGAUUCUUUUGCGGCACCGCCGGACGGUGACAGCACCCAUAUCCACAACAAUAACAAUGGGAUCAAUCACAACAACGAAAGACGUAGUUCAUCGACACAUCAACUUGCUCAACAUACCACAGCCACAACAAUGACAAACGACCAUUGUCCAUUAUCAGCCGUGAUUAGCGUCGACCCUGAACUUUUACCAACAUCGCCAGCGUUUGAUAUUUCGUCGCCGUCGUUACAAAAUUCCCUAAUAUCAUCUCCACCGCCUUCUAUGGCGGAAGAGUUUGGUAGUAAUCGACGACCCAUGAAACGUACAAUCACAGAUCGUGAAUCUGCGUCCAUGGUCGAUCCGACGGCUACGUUUGGCUCUGCACGACUUACACAACGUCCUGAAUGGAGCAAUAAUGAAUUUCGCAUGUUCUGAUUAUGAAGAAGAGAAGAGCUAACACGUUUUUUGUACAUAUUACACAUUAUAUUUAUAUUGUUUUCCGUCUAUUACUACUAUUUUAUCUUUACACCCAACCAACCAACCAACCAACCAACCACACAACCUAGUAUAC
Zychaea mexicana is the source of this 1460-nucleotide messenger RNA. RefSeq lists its product as uncharacterized. The transcript is spliced from 6 exons. Bases 155 to 1324 code for a protein of 389 amino acids. The record is from RefSeq and is a predicted model, not a curated record. NCBI's taxonomy places the organism in Eukaryota, Fungi, Mucoromycota, Mucoromycetes, Mucorales, Lichtheimiaceae.